CGAGCGCCGAGCCUCUGUUCCACACUGCAGUAGAUACCGUUGGCGACAACAUGCUCGGGCUGAAGAACAUCACAAAGUGCGUGGCCCCUGGCCAGGAGCUGGGCAAGAUGCUGGGACUGGUAGUUCCCGCCUCUCAACAACAGCGUCACCAACACACCAUCCCCGAGAAGCUCAAGGAUAUACCCACCGCAGCUAACCCCAAGUUCUUCGACAUGGUGGAGUACUUCUUCCACCGCGCCUGUGCCAUCGCGGAGGACAAGCUGGUGGAGGACAUGAAGGGUCGCGCUAGCCCGGAGGAGAAGAGGAAGAAAGUUAAGGGAAUCUUGCUCGGAAUGCAGACCUGCGACCAUAUCCUGGAGAUCACCUUUCCCAUCAAGAGAGAUAGCGGAGAUUACGAGAUCAUCACAGGCUACCGCUCUCAACACAGCACGCACAGGACCCCCACUAAGGGAGGAAUCCGUUUCUCAGAGGACGUCAACCUCGAUGAGGUUAAAGCUCUCUCAGCCCUCAUGACAUUCAAGUGCGCCUGCGUGGAUGUACCCUUCGGCGGCGCUAAGGCCGGGGUCAAAAUCAACCCCAAACACUACAGUGAGCUCGAGCUGGAGGCCAUCACAAGGAGAUUCGCUCUGGAACUAGCCAAGAAGGGCUUCAUUGGACCCGGAGUUGAUGUACCUGCUCCUGACAUGGGAACUGGUGAGAAGGAAAUGUCCUGGAUUGCUGAUACUUACGCAAAAACAAUCGGUUACAUGGACAUAAACUCGCACGCCUGCGUGACCGGCAAGCCGAUCAACCAGGGAGGCAUCCACGGACGAGUCUCCGCCACUGGCCGAGGAGUAUUCCACGGCAUUGAAAACUUCAUCUUGGACGAAUCUUACAUGAAGAUGAUCGGUCUCACUCCUGGCUGGGGCAACAAAACUUUUAUUGUUCAGGGAUUCGGUAACGUGGGGCUGCACACUAUGCGGUACCUCCACAGAGCUGGAGCACGCUGUAUCGGUGUCAUGGAGUGGGACGGGUCCAUCUUCAACCCUCAGGGCAUUGACCCCAAGGCGUUGGAAGAACAUCGUAUUGCAAACGGAACCAUCAAUGGAUUCUCCGGGGCCAAGAAGUACGAAGGAGAGAGCCUCAUGUUUGAACCGUGCGACAUCUUUGUGCCUGCCGCCCUCGAAAAGGUUAUUACUAAGGAGAACGCACACAAGAUUAAAGCUAAGGUUAUUGGUGAAGCUGCCAACGGCCCCACGACACCUGCAGCUGACUCUAUCCUCCAGAAGAACAACAAGCUGGUGAUCCCCGACUUGUACCUGAACGCUGGUGGUGUCACGGUCUCUUUCUUCGAGUGGCUCAAGAAUCUCAACCACGUCUCUUACGGCCGUCUCACCUUCAAGUAUGAAAGGGAAUCCAACUAUCAUCUCCUAGCAUCUGUCCAAGAAUCUCUGGAGAGAAAGUUUGGUACCCAAGGAGGAAAAGUCCCUGUUACUCCUUCAGAAGCUUUCCAGAAGCGCAUUGCCGGAGCCUCCGAGAAAGACAUCGUCCACUCAGGUCUGGACUACACCAUGGAACGUUCGGCCAGGGCCAUCAAAAAGACAGCUCAACAGUACAACCUUGGCCUUGACCUGAGAACUGCAGCUUACGUCAACUCUAUAGUGAAAAUCUACGAGACACACAGAGAGGCUGGUCUACAGUUCUAAACUGAAUAUUUUCUGUAUUAUUUAUAUGUAAAUAAAUCAAGAUAUAAGUGAAAAUCUAAAUAAAGUAAAUUGAUUGGUU
Messenger RNA from Homalodisca vitripennis (glassy-winged sharpshooter), 1764 nucleotides. RefSeq names its product glutamate dehydrogenase, mitochondrial-like. Gene Ontology annotation, cellular component: mitochondrion. The transcript has 9 exons. The coding region runs from base 51 to 1685 and encodes 544 amino acids. Gene Ontology annotation, molecular function: L-glutamate dehydrogenase (NAD+) activity. The record is from RefSeq and is a predicted model, not a curated record. Gene Ontology annotation, biological process: L-glutamate catabolic process. Lineage: Eukaryota; Metazoa; Arthropoda; Insecta; Hemiptera; Cicadellidae.